AUGCCCCGUGGGCUGCUCGUCCCCUCGCCGGGAAUCCCCACCCGCACCGCCGGUAACCAGGGGAACAUCCUCGAGAGGAGACGCGGGGUUGACGGUAACCGAGGCGCGAUGCUGGGGAAGGAGCGCGGCCGGCUCCCCGCGGCCGUCAGGGUGGUCGUGCGCCGGCUUCCCGGGGCCUGGGGCGCUGAGCUCGGAGCCCGGCGCCCGGCGGCGCUGGAAGGACUCGGAGGAAAGCGCGUCCGCCUCCCGGCCCCUGAAGGGCUCCUCGCGUGUGAGGGGUCGGCCGGCUGCGCUGGGACCUCGGCAGGUCCAGAGGCGCGCGACGCCCGGGACGGACUUUCCUUCCAGGGGGAGGGCGGGGGCUCCGCGCGCUGCUGUCUGUUGGGAAGGGAGAGGGAGAGGGAGAGGGAGAGGGAGGAGAGCCCAGCCCUGGGGCUGCGGGGCCCUAGGGAGCAGGCGGCUGGGCGUCGCGGGGCUCGGAGCCUGGGUGCCAGGGCGCAGGCGGAGGCCCGGGGCAGGAGCCAGGGCGCAGGUUCUCCGCCCGCCCCGGGGCAGCAGCAGGAAAGGCCCCGCGGCCGGGGGACGCGCGCUCCGCCACUGCGUGGACCCGGACCACGGAGCCCGCGGCGGGCCGGGGCUGGCCCCGAACUCCAGCGGCAAGUUCGGCCCCGAGGACCCGCGCAGCCCUGGGGCGACUCCAGCCUCACUGCCCUCCUCCCGGGUCGGGGGAGGCGGCGUGGAGCGCGGAGAGCAGCCCGGAAGCGGGAUCCGCCGGGACGACCGGAGCGCGCUGCCCGCGGUGACGGCCGGGCCGGGCCCCGGGACGGGGAGGUGAAGGGCGAGGUGGCGGCGAGGCGCGGGGCGCCGGGAGGGACCGCGGGCCGAGCCGAGGGCGCGCCUCCCUCCCUUCGGGAGAGUCUAAGGGUUCGGAGGCUGCGAAGUGCGCCUGAAGACCCCGACCUUAGGAGCCUGCUGUGUGGGACUAGGCCGAGGCGGGAGCACUGGAAGCCAAGGCGCCUAGAACCGAGGCCCGGGGGAGCGUGGGCUUCUGCAGUCAGUGGGUCCGUGACUCUCCCUCGAGAACUCUCCUGUGUAGUGAGUCUUUAUCUUUUGGGAAAUAGUGGCUGGUGUACAAUCGCCUUGGUGAAAUCAAAAGUUUCAAAACCAAAUUGUCAACCUAUGUCCAGAUAUAAAAGAUAAAGAGCAGGGAAUUUUGCGAUCUUGGGAAAGGUUGUAAGGUGUCCUCUAAUCAGGCAAGGUUCUCUUGAAAAGUUGGACACCUUUAUUUCAAAGUUUUUUAAAAAAUUAUUUUUGGGUUUACAGCUGCGCUCGUACUUUAUUUCACAAGUGAGGAGGUGAGAGAUAGGGAUAAACUGAUCGUCAUUUUGAAGCCAGAAAUGUAUUCCACACCAUUUUUCAGAAAAACACUUAAAUUUUUAGAAUCUCAAGCUAGCCAGAGUAGACUUGAGAUUUUCCUUUUCUUUUUGGUUAUUGUUCCUCACAUUUGUGUUAGAAAAUGUGUUGAGAGGGUGGUCUGUAGCUGUGAGCAGUUUGAGUUUCCAGAAUCUUUUGCAGUUAGGUGGGAAAGAUUUGUUUGCUCUUUUUAUGGAAGAAAUAAACUGACCAAGCUUAAUUUUACCAAAUCAAUGUAAAAUCAUGGUCUCCUGCAUAUACAUUUUCAUACCAAUCUAAAAAACAAAGUCAUCCUGCUCCCGUGCUAAUUUUAGGUUCAUUACACCUAUCCUGGGUCCCCUGUACACAUUUCUUUAUAUCUACACGGCACCAGCUGAAGGGGAUCUCUCUUCACCAAUGGGAUCAUAUUUUCGUCUAUCCUAGAACUUUCCAGUAAUAGUGUAUCUGGUGUUCUUGUUUUUUGUCUUUUUUUUGGUACCGGGGAUCGAACUCGGGUCCUUGCACGUGCAAGGCAGGCGACAGAACCACUGAGCUAAAUCUCCGGCAAUAUCUGGUGUUCUUAUCUUCCUACAAGAUGGAUCUACGUUUACUCGUUGGUGGCUUUUUCCACUCUUCCUUGGUGUCCACAUCACACGUCAGGCCGACAGAAAUUUUUAUCCUUGACUUAAUUCUUCAGCACAGCGGGCCGCAGCCUUUCAGAGGGCCUCCUGUGGCCUUGAGAGACCGAAGCCUGCUCUCUGGGAGCUGUCGAGCGACUCGGUCCCCAGCGAGGCGAGGGCGGGGUCAGAAGCGCUAGGAGAGGCUCAAGCGGGACCAGAUCGGCGCCCAGGACUCCUCCCGGCAGCGUGGCCUCUGACGGCCUAGGCCUGUCCCCUGCAGCCCAGUGUUGCCGCGCCCACACACGGACGCAGCCCCACCGCAACCCCCCGUGCUCAAGCGCGCCCCCACUCGACUGCUGCCAGCUCCCCGCUCCCAACCUGUCCAGGCUGCACGACGUGGAGCUGGAACCAACUUUUUUCACUCCUCCGCUGCCCGGGGCCAGUGCUACCCGGAUGUCUGCAUGGUCAGCAGGCUGCGCAAAGCGGCGCCUCCUGGAGCCCCCGGCGCCCAGGACCCAUACUGCUGCGUGGCCGGGGGGCCCUUAAGUGCUGCAGCACGGUCAGGUCGUCCUCUUCAUGGUCCUCAAUCUUCCUCAGCAGCAGCAGCCCCCCGCUGCUGGCCCGGCCGUGAUUGCUCCACAAUUACACCCCUGCCUGGACUGUAUGAACUGUAACCAGCUUGAAGCUGGCCCUUAGGGACAGGCAGCUCAGCUGCCAUUGCUCCAUCCUCUGAGAUCUGAUGCCAGUUUACCAUGUAUUAGGUACAUUAAAGGAAAUGUUUCUUUCUCAGAACGAACUUCUCAGUACGAACGUGGUGAUCUGCUUAAACACAUAGUCAAUGUCUUUGUAUUUUUUAUUUAUGUGCAUUUUAGCAUUACAUUUGGAUUGUCUUGCUAAAAGGGGAAAAUUAAUGAGCUAUAAUAGAAAGCACUUUUUUCCUUCAAACAUCAUCUCACUCCAGCCAUUUUAAAACAUUUUCCUAACAUUCAGUGAGUACCUUCUACAGUUUGUCAUUAUCCCCAAAGUUCUAAGUUAUUGACCUCUUUGUAAAUUUGAAAAUACAG
Molecule: messenger RNA, 3076 nt
Organism: Heterocephalus glaber (naked mole-rat)
Lineage: Eukaryota; Metazoa; Chordata; Mammalia; Rodentia; Bathyergidae
Source: RefSeq, a predicted model, not a curated record